This is a messenger RNA of Anolis carolinensis (green anole), 5534 nucleotides long. It is a transcript of the gene c1ql4, whose product is annotated as complement C1q like 4. NCBI's taxonomy places the organism in Eukaryota, Metazoa, Chordata, Lepidosauria, Squamata, Anolidae. Gene Ontology annotation, molecular function: protein binding. Bases 1073 to 1816 code for a protein of 247 amino acids. The transcript is spliced from 2 exons. The record is from RefSeq and is a predicted model, not a curated record.
UGUGCCAUGCAAGCGCCCAGACCAGGCAAGUGACAGGGAGCGUACUUCUUUGGAAGGACUCCCCUCCCCGCCUUCUCCUUAACAGAGAGGUGACAGUGAUGUUUGUCCACACGGAUCCCCCCAGCAGCACCUGAGGGCCUCCAGCCCCUCUUCCCCGCCCUCCCCCACAUUUGCUCCUGACAAUCCGCCCCUGCUCACAUGCAAAUGCAAAGCAGAAGCCCAAGCUGGCUGCUGCUGUUGCUGCUGUUGCUGCUGCUGCUGCUAUGGAUGGGAUGAGACACUUCCAGGCUCCAGGCAGGCAUCUCUCAGUGGCUGAGCCUCGCCUCCUUCGUGAAGCACCAGAGGUCGCUCUGGUUGGCUUAAAGCUACUUUUUGCAUCUUGGGCAGCUCAGUCAGAUCUUCUCUUCUGGAGUUUGUGGAAAGGAUUUUGCAUGUGGUAGGGAGGGAGAGGUGCUGCUGGAGGAACUGGUGGUUGGGAAAUCUCUCUCACACUCUCUUCCCCUCCGGUUUUCUGUUGAUGACCAUAUGAUCUGGCACAAGGAGCCUGGAGCUGCUUUGCGAUCACCAGCUGAGUUCUCAAGUGGGGAAGAGAAAGGAAGGCAAAUAUAUAUCCAUACACACACACACUUACAUAUUCACCCAUACACAUAUGCACACACAUACACACUUUUCCUUUCUAGCCAUCUCCAUCUCUACCACAUCUCCUGCUGCUGCUCCUGCCGCUACUGCUGCCGCUGGUGCUGCUGCUCACAGGGAAGCAUGAGCCAGCCAAAGUGUCUACUAUAAAGCGAAGUACCUCCUGGAGGAAGACAGACACCGAGUUCAGCAGAGCUGGGCCACUUAGGAGAGAGUUUGCUUCGUGAGUCAACAAGUGCUUCCUUCCCAGGGACCAGGAGCCACGGUGGAGCAUCACGCCGAGGGCGCUCAAGGCGGUGGGACCUCCGUCCGGGUGAUCGUUGGCUCCAGAGAAACUUCCACCAUUACCUCCAAAAGCGAAGACGAUUUCUUAACCCUGGCCGCCUCCAGGCUGAGCCGGAAAAAAAGGGUCAUUGGGGCUGCCAUUGGGGUGGCCAUGGUGCUGGUUCUCCUGGUGGCCAUCCCCUUGCUGGUGCACAGCUCCAAAACCACCUCUCACUAUGAGAUGUUAGGCAGCUGCCGUAUGGUUUGUGAUCCCUACACGCCCCAAACUCAUGGGGCGGCUUCGGCAGAGUCCAGCCAGGAGUUGGCCGUCAUCUCCCCACCUCCUUAUGUGUCUGGAGGGAAGGGAGACCAAGGGAGGAAAGGCAAGUCUGGAAUCCGUGGUCCCCCUGGCCCUCCAGGGCCACCUGGGCCCAAAGGGCCAGCUGGCGAGCCAGGGAGGCCAGGUCCACCAGGCCCACCUGGCCCAGGGCCUGGGGGUUACAUCCCAACCUUCUAUAGCCCUAAGAUCGCUUUCUACGCGGGACUCCGGAAACCACAUGAAGGCUACGAGAUCCUCCGCUUUGAUGACGUGGUGACCAAUGUGGGGAACUACUACGAACCCUCCAGUGGCAAGUUCACCUGCCCUCUACCUGGCAUCUACUUCUUCACCUACCAUGUGCUCAUGCGUGGGGGCGAUGGCACCAGCAUGUGGGCAGACCUGAUGAAGAAUGGGCAGGUUCGUGCCAGUGCGAUUGCACAGGAUGCCGACCAGAACUAUGACUACGCCAGCAACAGUGUGAUCCUCCACCUGGAUGUUGGUGAUGAAGUUUUCAUCAAGUUGGAUGGAGGGAAGGUGCAUGGAGGCAAUACCAACAAGUACAGCACCUUCUCAGGGUUCAUUAUCUACCCAGAUUGAGCCCUCUUCCACCUGGCUCCCUAUUUCUGCCCCAGCUCCCAUUCUGCCUACCCAAAACACCCUUCCCGUCUAGGUCAGCUCUUAUUCUCCUUGGCUUUACCACCUCCCUGGAUCCUUGGGGGGCUCCCUUUUGGAAGUUCCAGUCUCUAGAGGAGGGAACUGGGGGAAAACUCUGGGGAGGUGGCAAUUCUGAUCCCCUCCCCACAUUCUUGGGUUAAUAGCAAUGCUAGGAGGGUGGGUGGAUUAAGGGAUUUAUGGUGCAUGGGGAAACAGGGAGGGGGUGGACACAGGGUAAUCUAAUAUCAUUGUGGGUGGGACCCUGGUCAGUAGAAGCAAUGGCCUCAAGCAGAGGCAGAAUCCAGGUUUGGGAUGCGCCUCCUUUGAAGGAAAGGGCAGUGAAUGCAGUAUGGAGCCCAAACACACUGCAAACUGGGUAUGGAAUUCUAUUUCUACGUUGUCCCCUUUCCUACGUAUCUCUAAAAGGCCAGGAUCUGAAAAGGGACAGCUCCAUUAAUCCAACCAACCAACCCUGCUGUCAUUUUCAUGAAAUAAGUCAUUUAUUACAUUUCAUGCAUUACAUUUUUUCCAGUAAGCUCGGGGCGGCUUAUGCGACCUCUCCCUACAUGUUAAAUUCAUGUUAUCCUCACAACAACCCUGUGAGGUAGUUUGUAAAAGUGAGAGACAGUGACUGACCCAAGGAUAUGCACUGCGUUCUGUGGCUGAGAGGGCUGGAGUUUUUGUCUGUGACUUGUUUGAACUUGUGCGUGCAUCUCUCUCUCUCUCUCAUCCAGCCCAACACUCAAUGCACUAGCUCAAGAUACACACACAGUUUUUUUUCCAAAGACCAGAUAAUCAGUUCUGAAGGUGAGAGUCAGUAACUAUACAGAUGAUAAAUUUAUCUUGUAGAAAAAGACAUUGUCCUUUUUAUUCAAUGGGGAAAGUCAGGAAAGAGGGAGGUGGGAAGGCAAGAUCACAGGAAUGUCAGCUAAAGUGGGCAUUGAUUUUCCCAUUUCCGUCCUGUGCGGGAAUUUGUGUGUCCUCCUCCCAACACAUCUAUAAUUGUGUGGGAGGACACAAACUAGAUUCUGGUGAAAGGUUCCACCUUGGAACUUGGAAGGCUAUGAAAUUAAAGCUCUGCUCAUUCAUACUGGGGUUUCCAAAGUCUGGAGCCUGAUGCAUUUAACAAUGAGAGAGAAACUCAUAUUUUCUCAUUCAUCUCAGACUCCCCACCCGCCCUCUGUAUCGAGCCAGUGCCAAAUAAUUCUUUGGGUACCAACUGAAGACUGAAAGACUGUUUCCCUCCUACUGUAAAUUUCUCCACAGGUUAGAUGUCCCCUUGUCCACCCGCAUGAAGAUAUAUCUAUAGGUAAUAUCCAUAUGUACCCUAAAAUGGGACAAGUGUUUGAGGGCAAUGUGCCUCUGUAUGUAAAUAUUUCACUGCACUCAUCUCUUGCAUUGAGACAAUGAACACUGGUUGCGCUGCUCAAUGCACAUACUCAGUCAGAUGAUAGUUUGAGCCAUAGAGUUCCUGUACCAUUAUUGCUGCUGCCUUGCAUUUAACAAGAGUUAUUGACAAAUGACAAAAGCUGGUGAGUCCUUGAAAGUCACCGCAGCAUACACAAAGCAGCACCAUCGGUCGGAUCUACACUUCUAAUCCUUGUCUCACAAUAUGUGCUGUCUGAAUGGCAUCUUCCGUAGGAGAAAGCAACCAGCACCAAAAUAUAUAGCACUAUAAUCAGAUUUUGUUAUGUAACACUUACCAAUAAAGCUCAUCCACACUCCACUACUGUCACUGUGGGGAGCAAACCCAUUACUAUGCUUACUCUAAACCCCAGAAUGACAUUUCCUCUAUGUCAUCAGAACAUCACAAGCACCUCAUUACAUACAAAUACAACUUCAGAUGUCAUCUCAAACAACAUCACAGCCAUGCAAUCCUGUAAGGGGCCAUUGUGCCAUACAGCAGAGUUUUAGGCAGCACCACAGAUGGAGGCUAAGAACUGGUGUCUGUCUAAGAGACACUAUUCUUGGUUCAACAUUACGACACAGACAAAAUCUAUUAAAAUUAAUAGCACCACAUCUUUUUCUCCCGAAGCAUAACAAAUGCUAGGUGCUCGUCUAAGUGUACGCCCAGUUGCACACAAAGCUUUCGCUUUCCCUUACAUCAGGUUCUUCUAUUGGAAGCACAUGGAGAGAAGGAAAGUGAUAGUACUAAACUAUCUUUAAGUUAGCUUAGCAAAAGUCUUCCUCUCCAUUUCAUUUCUACACAUUUCUCGACAUACCUUGCUCCUUUUCCAAGGAUGUGUCCACUUGCACUUGUACCCAAGCUCCUCCCUUAAGAGGUGAACAUCUGCUUUUUCACUAGGUAUGCCAUGUGUGCAGCAUAUACAUGCAAGUGUUUGUGUAUGUCAGAACUGUUAUGUCAAACUGUUGCUGCCGCUAAGCUGUAAUUCUUGCAAGGUAAUGGUACCCAGAGCAUUGCUAAGCAUGUGUGCCAAGAAGGAUGAUCUAGGGUGAGAAAGGGAGGAAACUGAAUUCUGUUCAGCCAAAACCAUAUUAGAAUCAGCCAGACCUGUAGCGAGGGGGCGGUUUUAGGGGUUCAACCCCCCCCCCAAAUUUUCAGGUUAUAAAAAAAACCUGGUUUACUCAUGAAUUUUAACUGGUUAACCAAAUCCCCAUGCUAAGUCUAUGAGACGCAAAACAUUAAGAGUCCCUCCAGGCACUAUUUCAAGCAGAUAUUGACAGGUUUGUAGCGGGGAGAGGUGUAUGCUAGGGGCUCAAUUCCCCCCCCCCCCCGAAAUUUUCAAAACCCCUCCCAGAAUUUUUUUUCUGGCUACGGCCCUGGAAUCAGCCAUAUUGUGAAGCCGGAUUCACAAUUUCCAUUUUACAUUCCAAACUGCCAACAAAUGAAGAUUUUUUUUCAGAGCUCUGGGAAUCUUCCAGCUCAGAAAGGACACGAAGGUAUAUAUGUGUGGGGUAGUGCUCAAAACUACCCAUACUCAUACAACCACAGCAUGCCAUUUAAUGUAUAAGGCAUUUGCAUUUCUGUAUUUGAAAUUGAGGGUCCGGGUUGAAAGCAUGGCAAGGAACAACAGAAGACAAGCUAUGAAAUGGAGAUCAUAUAUUAACUAAAUUGCACAUGAAAAUAUCCAUAUGGUGGAACACAUGCCCAGACAUAUUUCUGUAUGGCUACGUGAUUAAUCUUUAGAGCAUCUCAGUCUACAAAUACAGUUGUAUAAUUGAGUGAGUGCAGACAUACUAGUGCACAAACAUGCUGUGUGUAAUGUUUCCUCCUGAACAUUUAUAUCCAUGCCCUGCAUAUCUUCUCCUUGACUCUUCCAACCCCAUAAUGUUCCCACCUGCCCCUUCCAUUCCUCAUCCUUUCAGGGAUAGGGAAAGAAUCCUCUGCUGCUGGUGGCUGCUGUAUGGACGACCACACUGCAGCCUUGCUAUUUUGCACAGUCCCCCACCCACCCAGUGCGCAAUGCAUGCCUCUCCUUUCAUUAGCAAUGUUGAAGUCCAUUGAUGAUCUGGACAGUGCCUAGUACAUACUACAGAUGGAAACCGGCCAGAGAGGCCCCGGGGCAUGGCUGUAAACUCAGCACCAGGAUGGCAUUCCUGCCAGGAACAUGAAUGCUGCUGGGACUACUCAAUUCUGUGUCUUUAAAUUAAGAAAAUAUGUGUUUUAUCGGUUAAUAAAGAUACUCUGGUUUUUGACUCA